Mesitornis unicolor (brown roatelo) is the source of this 831-nucleotide messenger RNA. Its product is annotated as coiled-coil domain-containing protein 162-like. The record is from RefSeq and is a predicted model, not a curated record. The transcript has 6 exons. NCBI's taxonomy places the organism in Eukaryota, Metazoa, Chordata, Aves, Mesitornithiformes, Mesitornithidae.
AUGCAGUUUCUGAUGGAGGACAUACUGCAGAACAGCUAUGGCCAUGCUGUGGAGGACCAUGCUGACUGCCAACCCUCGUUAGCUAAGAGCAAGCAGCAGAAUUUGGCAGAAACAGUUGAUUCAAGUGCUAACUGGUUGCAGAACAACAAAAAGACGUGCAAACUUUUGCUGAGGCAUCAUGAUCCAUUAAUAUCACUUAACUUGCUGAGAUCUUUCCUCAUACUAUGGAAGCAACUAGAAAUAUUAGAGGCAGAAUGGGGCCGGAUCAAGCUGAGGACUGAGGAUAUCAAUACAGUUCCUCUCUACAAAGUUUUCACAGAUAUCCUGUAUCCGGCCAUGAAAGCCAUAGUCAGACAGAGGGGCAUAGAGGAGGAGUUUGGAGAGCCCAUCACAAGCAUUCAGCACAUACCUCCUCCCAGAGGAGCAUCCGAAAUGGAAAUGAAAGUGUCUCAGCUUCAAAAGCUUCUGAAAAGCCUAGAAAUCCACAUGAUCCGUGAUGUGCAGAAGAAAAUAAACCAGGAGAUUACUCUAGUGAUAUUUGAAAGAGCCAGACAAGAGAGCAGUCUCCCCACUGAACUCUGGAAACACAGAGCAUUGCAAGAAAAUUUCUUAGUUGUAUGACCACAGAUAGUUGAAACAUUUGUUCAAAGGCUGAUGGAAAACUACCAAGAAUCAGAUACAGAGGUUACUUUUAGGAAAAGCAAUUUACCACAGUGUCUCACUAUACUGGGCUGUGACAUCAUGGCCAGAGAGCGCAGCAACUUUGAGAUCUACUCCAUGUUUUAUGAGAAUAUUCUCCAGCGGCAGCAUCGUCUCCUUUAUCAAAAAUAA